This is a messenger RNA of Aspergillus luchuensis, 1446 nucleotides long. Its product is annotated as RNP domain protein. Gene Ontology annotation, cellular component: cytoplasm; nucleus. NCBI's taxonomy places the organism in Eukaryota, Fungi, Ascomycota, Eurotiomycetes, Eurotiales, Aspergillaceae. Bases 1 to 1446 code for a protein of 481 amino acids. Gene Ontology annotation, molecular function: mRNA binding. The transcript is spliced from 10 exons. The record is from RefSeq and is a predicted model, not a curated record.
AUGGCCGACGUCUAUCGACCCUAUCAACGCGAGAGGUCUCGUUCUCCCCGUCGUCGUUCUCGUAGCCCUCGACGCAGCCGUCGCUCUUACUCUCCCCGCAGUCGCUCUCGCAGCCGUGACGACUAUCGCCGCUCCGACCGUCGUUCUCGUUCGCCUAUGAGUACGACCCAAGGCGCUCCCGGUGGUCAUUCUGCUUCUGGUUACGGUGGGCGCAGCAGCUACCCACCUCCCCCCCGUUCGUUCGAGGAUCGCGCCGUCGCCAAAGAACAAAUGAUGCAAGCCGUGCGCGAGUCGUCCCAGCAAGACCGUCGCGUCUAUGUGGGCAACCUCUCUUACGAUGUCAAGUGGCAUCAUCUGAAAGAUUUUAUGAGACAGGCUGGAGAAGUCAUCUUUGCCGAUGUCUUACUGCUUCCCAAUGGAAUGUCGAAGGGAUGCGGGAUUGUGGAAUACGCAACCAGGGAACAAGCGCAAAAUGCGGUAAACACCCUCAGCAACCAGAACUUGAUGGGAAGACUCGUCUACGUCCGUGAGGAUCGUGAGCCCGAGCCUCGUUUCACGGGAGGUCCCUCUCGUGGUGACUUCGGAGGUGGUGGUCGCGGCGGCUUCGGUGGCGGCUUCGGUGGCCCUGCCGGCGGCGGCGCUGGUGGCCGUCAGCUUUAUGUUUCGAAUCUUCCGUUUAAUGUUGGCUGGCAAGAUUUGAAGGAUCUUUUCCGCCAAGCUGCUCAGCAGGGCGCUGUGAUCCGUGCCGAUGUUCACACCGAUGCCACCGGCCGUCCCAAGGGCUCUGGUAUUGUCGCCUUCGAGUCCCCCGAGGAUGCCCGGAAUGCCAUUCAGCAGUUCAACGGAUACGACUGGCAAGGACGCCAGCUGGAGGUUCGUGAGGAUCGCUUCGCUGGUGCUGGACCUGGAUUCGGUGGCCGUGGUGGCUUCGGCGGUCGCGGUGGCUUUGGUGGUGGUUUCGGUGGCCGCGGUGGCUUUGGUGGCCGUGGCGGCUUCGGCGGAGGCUUCCGUGGUGGUUAUGGCGGUGCGCCCGGCGGUUUCGGUGGUGCUCCUGGUGGUUUCGAGGGUGUGCCCUCUGGUCCCCCUAACCCGUUCACCGAUUUCGCUACCUCCGGCGGCGACAAGAGCGCUGUCAUCUACGUGCGCAACCUGCCUUGGUCGACUUGCAACGAGGAUCUGGUGGAUCUGUUCUCGACUAUCGGCAAGGUUGAUCGUGCGGAGAUCCAGUACGAGCCCAAUGGUCGCUCCCGCGGCACCGGUGUGGUUCAGUUUGAUAGUACGGAGACUGCGGAGACAGCUAUCGCCAAGUUCACCGGCUACCAGUACGGCGGUCGUCCCCUGGGCAUUACGUUCGUCAAGUACAUGAACGCCGGCCCCGGGCCCGGUGAUGUUGCGAUGGACGGCACUGAGCCGACUGCUCCGAUCACGCAGGAUCAGAUCAUGUAA